AUGCCAGAAUUUGAGUCUGACGCUCUUUUACUCCAUGCAAUAAAUUCACAAGCACAAACGAAAAUUCAACGAGCUGAAAUUUUCUUACAACUCUUAUCUAAUGGCCAUAUUCAUGUUGAUUGGAGUGAUCUACCGAAACAUAGAAAUAGUCGACAAUGCGUUAUACAUUAUAAAAGUUUAAAUACUAACCGAAGUCAUUCUCUAUGUGUAUCACGGAAAAUGAAAGAUGCUGUUAUAGAAAAAGUUCAAGCCGGUCAUUUAUAUGAUAUACAUGUAUGUACUGUUGAUGAGUUAAAUCGAGUUUUGUAUUCGACGGAACAUGCACAAAUACAAACUGUCGCAUCGAAUGAAGCACCCAUGCUUCGUGUGGCGAAAUCAACGCCGGAUUUUAUUGUACUUGAAUGGGAACAAUCGAAAUUAGUUAAAUUACUUGAUAUCGAGAUGUAUAAAUUAAGAAUAAAUGGAGCUGCAAAAGUUCUUCUACCACCAACAGAAAAUAAAUUUAUUAUUAAUGAUGGUCAAUUUGGAAAACGAUAUAUUUUUGAAUUAGAAAUGUAUCGAAAAGACGGCAAGACAAUAUCUUCCAUUCCAGUCAUGAUCAAGUGGCCCGGAGUAACAUUACCUAAACGUGAGGCUUUUAUAAAUGGCAGUAAAGAAUUAAUUAUUAGUUGGAAAAAUCCAACAUCAAUCCACGAUGGAAAUGUCGAAUCUUAUACGGUUUAUAUAUAUGAUUCUGAAAAGAAAUUAUUAAGUGAAAUUGGACCGAAUCCUCCCGAAUGUCGUCAAGUAUGGAUAGAAGAUCUGCCAAAAGGUGUUUAUUUUCAUGUGUUGGAAAUGAAACUUGCCGAUUCAAAAAAAUCUAUUUUAUCUAAACCAAUGAGAAUUGAGUGCGGAAAUGAAUCUACUAGACCCAUAUUAACAUGUAGUUAUACUGAUGCAAAUCAAGAAAAGCAAUUGAUUGAUAUGGCUUAUCUUGUAGCUAAUCUUCGAGAUAAUGCGGAAACAAAACGUCUAUCUGAAAGAUGCGAAAAUCAACUCAUGAAAAUACUUUCAACUUUAACUUAUUUAACAGAUUCCAUUCAUGUCAACUUGAAUAUUGAAUUAAAAUCAAAUGAUAAUAUUCCUAAGAGUUAUCAUUUGAUUGUUGAUGGCAAAGAAAGUUCAGCGUCUAUUCCUGGAACGAUUAGAAAUUUGCCAUUUGAAUUACCUCGACGAGAUAAACCUUACGAAUUAGCUGUUUUACUUACACCGGCUCUCUAUGGAACAAAAUCAAAGACAAUUUUAGUUGAAGCCUCUCAUCAUUUUUCAUUCUUUUGUGCUCAUUUUAGCCAACAACGAUCUACGCGAAGUUGUUCAUACCUGGAAACAUUACCAUAUGAAAAACAACAGCCACGACCUGUUCAUCAAGGCGUUAUGAAACCGUCGAAAAUGAUGACUGAAAUUCAAGUUUAUGAUUUCAAUAAAAAUGAAAUUCUUUCUCUUCCGUCACUAGGUCAAUCUAAUCGAUUCAGUAUAAUUUUAUUUUAUGUUGCUCAGUGUAUUCCAUCGAGAGUUCAUCUUAACUAUUUGUCAAAGUAUGCGUCAACCUAUUCUUCACAAUAUAAUUUUAUAUCAAUUAAUUGUAAUCAAAAUGAUAUUGAUGGGUUGAAAGAGCUCACUGAAAAUUUCACAAAUGUUCAAUGUUAUACUGACUUCUCAUCCGAAGAUUUCGAAUACGAACGGAAAAACAACGAAACACCGGUGCAUGAAAUCCUUUCGAUUGCCGGAGUACCUUUAUAUUUCAUCUUAAAUUUUUCGGGUCACGUUGUCUGGAGAGGACGUUUAUGUACGCCAGAUCAGGAGAAGUAUGAUGCUGCAAUGGAUCAUAUCAUAGCUGAAGUUAGCCAAAUGCCAUGUUCGCCGGAAACUUGUGAUCUUUGUUCAAUCGAUGAUAGUCAUAUAGAGACACAAUUGACAAAUGUGGAUAAAAAUCUUCAAUUCAUUCUACUACAACGAAUGAAACCGUAUGAAAAUAAAAACCGAGAAGUCGAGCCACUAAAUCGAAUACGACGAACUGUCUCAAUGAACCAACAAUCAAUUAGAAUCAAUGAUAACUAA
This is a messenger RNA of Rotaria socialis, 2097 nucleotides long. NCBI's taxonomy places the organism in Eukaryota, Metazoa, Rotifera, Eurotatoria, Philodinida, Philodinidae. The record is from the annotation of a GenBank genome assembly.